Messenger RNA from Penicillium concentricum, 507 nucleotides. Its product is annotated as mitochondrial 54S ribosomal protein mL41. NCBI's taxonomy places the organism in Eukaryota, Fungi, Ascomycota, Eurotiomycetes, Eurotiales, Aspergillaceae. The transcript has 2 exons. The record is from RefSeq and is a predicted model, not a curated record. Bases 1 to 507 code for a protein of 168 amino acids.
AUGAAGCCCACACAGCCAAUGAUGGUGCGUUUGCGCUUGACCACCAAGCAGGUCAAUGGUGGCUACUACAAGGGAAACCGGACUGGCUCCAUGGGUCACUUCGACAAGAGAGGCACAUACAGGCCUGAUUUGUCAAAGCACCGUGUUUAUAUGCCUGCGGAAAAGCUCGAAAUUCCUGGAUGGACUUACACCCCUGAGACUUCGAAGGAGCCAUUCACGCUCGCCCCCUUCGUCACAAAACACAUGCGCAAGACACAGUCAAACUACGUUCAAGACAUUGAAAGAAAUGGCCGACGGGUUACCGUGAUCAGAGGAUUUGAGGGCAACGACUAUUUGGAGAAGUGGGCCGAGACCGCCGAAGCCGAAGAGGCCCGACUACAACCCGCCCCAAAGAAUAUCAAGACGAUUGGGACCAAGGAGAUUGAGCAGAUUGAGCAGAUUCAGAACCAAGAGCCGACCCGAACGCCUGAGACGCCUCAGCCCAAGCGCAGCAAGUUCCUUUUCUAG